AUGACAUUAAAGCGGAUGGGCAGCUCCGUACAUGCAGCAGAAUAUUGUGGACAGACGACCGACUUUCUCGACUCUGCUUCCGCCUACCUCGGCAACUCCGCCGGAGCCACGGAAACAUGCAACCCAAACGAUUGUCCCCGAAACGUGCUCUGUCAGUCUUUACUUGUGGGCAUCUCUGUAUGUCUCUGUCUCUGUCUUUCUGCCUCUCUCUCUCGGUUGCUUUUUAUAGUGCACAUGCGUGACCGCAUGGAUACAAGAGACCAGGGGUAUCGGCUUUAG
Molecule: messenger RNA, 279 nt
Organism: Protopolystoma xenopodis
Lineage: Eukaryota; Metazoa; Platyhelminthes; Monogenea; Polystomatidea; Polystomatidae
Source: the annotation of a GenBank genome assembly